GAAAUAGAGUGGAUAUUUUGAGGGAAUAUGAAAAGAACGGAGUGACACCAAGUGGCGUGGCGUAACGGACCCAUAGGCCAUAGUUAUUGUUAUUGUUAUUGUUAAUCUCUUAAUCUGUCUCUGAUUCCUUCGUUUGGCAUUGUCCUGUUCUGAGAGGGUCAACAGGGACGGCGAUGACCCAAACCCUCUCUCUCAUAUUCGCAGAAAAACCCUAGAAAUUAACCAAUCUCCCUCUCCCUCUCUCUCUCCAUUCCCCGAUUAGGUUCCCAAUCUCCUGCCAGGAAUCAACCGGAUCUAUGUCAUCCGAGAUCGAGGUCGUCGAGGAGCUCGUGCCGUCGCAGUCGCAGUCGCAGUCGCAAUCGCAAUCGCCGCCCUCGCCCGAUGCGCUGCCGGAGGAGAGCCUCCGCAACGACGUCUACACGGCCGCCGCGUACGGGGAUUUGGAGAAGCUGCAGAGAUUGGUGGAGGAAGAGGGAUGCCCCGUCACGGAACCCGAUGGCUUGGGAUACUACGCGCUUCAGUGGGCCGCACUCAACAAUCGCACUGCCGCUGCUCAGUACAUCAUCGAGCAUGGUGGUGAUGUAAAUGCAACGGAUCAUACUGGCCAGACGGCGUUACAUUGGAGUGCGGUUCGGGGUGCUAUCCAGGCUGCCGAGCUUUUACUACAGGAGGGUGCUCGAGUCAGUGCUGCGGAUAUGAAUGGAUAUCAGACAACGCAUGUUGCUGCACAAUAUGGUCAGACAGCUUUCCUUUACCAUGUUGUUUCAAAAUGGAAUGCUGAUCCUGAUGUUCCUGAUAACGAUGGAAGAAGCCCCUUGCAUUGGGCUGCUUAUAAAGGUUUUGGCGAUUGUAUACGACUUCUGUUAUUUCUUGAUGCACACAGGGGACGUCAAGAUAAAGAGGGUUGCACUCCUCUUCAUUGGGCUGCUAUCAGGGGCAACUUGGAGGCCUGUACUGUGUUAGUACAGGCUGGCAAGAAGGAAGAUCUGAUGGUGGCUGAUAAUACAGGCCUUACACCAGCACAGCUUGCUUCUGAUAAGAAUCACAGACAAGUUGCUUUUUUCCUCGGAAAUGCCCGAAGGCUGCUUGACAAACGCUGUGACGGGAACAGCCGCCUUGGAAGGAUUUCCAAAUUAGGACUUGCUCCUGUCCUUUGGUGCAUAAUUUUUGUGCUCUUGGCUACCUAUAUUCAUUCGGUCAUCUUGGCAACAAAAAUGCCAAAGUUGACAGCUGCAGCUGGCCUUCUUGCAUGGUUUGGAGUUUUUCUUGCAACUGCUGGUUUGGUGAUGUUUUACAGGUGUAGCAGCAAGGAUCCUGGUUAUAUCAGAAUGAAUAUGCAUGACUCUCAAGAUAUGAAAGAUGAUGAGCCUCUCUUGAAGAUUGAGAUAAAUAAUCCUGCUUUGCUAGCUGGAAAUUGGUCCCAGCUUUGUGCAACAUGCAAGAUUGUCAGGCCUCUUCGAGCUAAACACUGUUCUACCUGUGAUCGUUGUGUGGAACAAUUUGAUCAUCAUUGUCCUUGGGUAUCCAAUUGCAUCGGCAAGAAGAACAAAUGGGAUUUCUUUGCUUUUCUUGUUCUUGAAGUUUCAGCAAUGUUGGUUACUGGUGGAGUUUGUCUUACAAGAGUAUUAACUGACCCAUUUGCUCCCCGUUCAUUUGGGGUAUGGAUUCAGUAUGCUGGUGAGAAUCACAUUGGUGCAAUAUCAUUUCUAAUAGCCGAUUUUUUCCUCUUCUUCAGCGUGUUUGCUUUGACAGUUGUGCAGGCUAGUCAGAUAUCACGCAAUAUUACAACAAACGAGAUGGCAAAUGCAAUGCGGUAUAGUUACCUUAGAGGUCCAGGUGGUAGAUUCAGAAACCCAUAUGAUCAUGGUAUCAAGAAGAACUGUUCUGAUUUCUUAAUCCAUGGUUACAAUGAAGAUGUUGAGAGCGUUGAAGAAUUAGGUCAGUCAGAGGAGGGUAUCGGAAUGAUGCACAUGGCAAGGGGCUCGAACAUAGCAAAUGGAGACUCGCAUACUCAUUCUGAAUAUGCAAGGGGCAAUGGAAAUGGCCAUUAUGUUAUUAAUGUGAAUUCCAACAGUACCAACUCCAAAACUCAUCAUGGUCACAUUAAUGGUCAUGUUCAUUCUUCACAUUGUAGCCAUAAUAAUAACCACGGCAAAACCAGAAAUGACAAUGUUCCCUUGGGCUUAGGUCUUGGCGUUGGACGGAACACCAGAUCUGUUACACCCUCAUCAUGAUAUUUACAUGUCUGGCUGAACCUAACCUGUAAUGUAUCAUAGGCACACAAUCUGGGUUGGUUUACGUUAAUUCAUUUUAUUGUGGCUAUUUACUACCAUACCCACGUCAAAUUUUGUGCUAUUACAUUUAAGUCAUCCUCUUCUCGUUUUCUCUUUCUACUUUUGUAACUAAUUUAAGUCGCAUUCAAAAGCCGAGGAGCCUUCAAAUUCAAAUGUUUUUGCGAGA
Molecule: messenger RNA, 2460 nt
Organism: Cajanus cajan (pigeon pea)
Lineage: Eukaryota; Viridiplantae; Streptophyta; Magnoliopsida; Fabales; Fabaceae
Source: RefSeq, a predicted model, not a curated record